AUGAUCAGUAAAAUCUUAGCUUUUGGAGCGAUGCUUGUCGCAGCCAAUGGUGAUCUCUACCAUGGGCUUGGACAUGCAGUUUCCACUCAAAAUAUCGUGCGUCACGAUGAACAUGGCACUCCAGUCUUUAGCGAUGUCCAUUACAAUCCGUUGGCAUAUUCAGCACAUUACCCUGACCCGUCUGCUUAUUACGGUGACUUGGAUUAUAACGCCCAUCCCAAAUACAACUUCGCAUACUCCGUGGCUGACCCUCACACAGGCGACCACAAAUCGCAGCAAGAAAGCCGCGAUGGCGAUGUUGUGCAUGGCUCCUAUUCGUUGGUCCAACCAGACGGAUCCGUACGCAAAGUCGUGUACACAGCUGAUGACCACAGCGGGUUUAACGCCGUAGUCCACAACUCCGCGCCUUUUGUUCAUCCUCAAGCCGCUUAUCAUCAUUACUAA
Parnassius apollo (apollo) is the source of this 444-nucleotide messenger RNA. Lineage: Eukaryota; Metazoa; Arthropoda; Insecta; Lepidoptera; Papilionidae. The record is from the annotation of a GenBank genome assembly.